This is a messenger RNA of Aureobasidium vineae, 1155 nucleotides long. The record is from the annotation of a GenBank genome assembly. NCBI's taxonomy places the organism in Eukaryota, Fungi, Ascomycota, Dothideomycetes, Dothideales, Saccotheciaceae.
AUGGCACGCUCAAAACCGCCAGCUCUUCCCAUUUCCCUCUUCGACAUCUUCCUAGGCUCUGGCCGCACAAUCCGCAGACCCACCGGUCCUCCAGGAUUCCCCUUUCUACAGGCUGGAAAAACCGAGCUCGUCCGUGUGCGCAGACGUGCCAGCACCCCAAAGAAAGACGACGACGAAUCCAAGGCUGCCAGUGCCAAAGGCAGUAACAAGGAGAACGCGGCAUCUGGCUCCAAGCACAGCAACAAGAAGGAAAACAACAAGUCCAGCAGUAAGAAGGACGACAGCAAGCCCAACGGAAAAGCCGAAGACGCAAAGAAGGCAGCCGACGAAUCCAAGGCCAACGGUAACAAACCUCAAGCUGGUGCCCAGAACACUUCAGACGUCGUCUUUAUAGCCGAAGAAGACGCGAAGCUACUGCUCAUGAAAACUGGAGGCAAAUCUUGGGGAGAAAUCGCAGCAGCCAUCGGCAAGACCAAGAAACAAACUACCAAACGAUUCGGCGAGAUCAGACCUGUCGACUGGAAGGCACAGAAGGGAGGCAAGCACGGUAUCGACAAGGCUGGUGUUGUUGACGAGAAGAACGACCACAACGAUAAACAAGUCGCCAAGAUGGGCAACAAGGACAACAAGGUCGAGGAUCGCAAGAGCAAGUCUAACGCUAUCGACAAGCACAAGCAAGAGAAGGCUCUAUCUGCCGCUGUUCUUCUGGGUGGUAAACUUGAACACGAGCACCGACACGCUCACGCCUAUCGCCACGAAGUCCGCCACGAUCACCAUCACGAUCACCACGUCCACCUCCACGACUCUCACCCUCGCCGCUCCAGCAACGACCCCAAGCCCCACCACCACAUCAAAGACCCUCGCCACGAACACACCCGCCACGACUCAGCUCACCACCCAUCACGCCCACACAAGACUCACCACCGCACUGCUUCCAUUGCUGCCUCUUCGCGUACAGCCUUCACCCUCAAGACCAUGCCCUCCCUCGCCGAAGACGAUCUCUUUUCGUUCGGCGAACUCCAAGCUCUCUCCGAACUCAUCUUCAAGGAUAUGGAAGGCAUGUGGCACAGAGUCAGUGCUGCCUUUUUCGGCAUGACUGGUCGCAGGAUUGCUGCCGAGGAUAUCAGGGAGAAGUUUGCUGGUCUGGAAGGUUGA